This is a messenger RNA of Quercus robur (English oak), 1975 nucleotides long. Its product is annotated as probable WRKY transcription factor 72. The record is from RefSeq and is a predicted model, not a curated record. Lineage: Eukaryota; Viridiplantae; Streptophyta; Magnoliopsida; Fagales; Fagaceae. Gene Ontology annotation, molecular function: DNA-binding transcription factor activity; sequence-specific DNA binding. The transcript has 5 exons. Bases 96 to 1610 code for a protein of 504 amino acids. Gene Ontology annotation, biological process: regulation of DNA-templated transcription.
UUAUUUUAUUUUAUUUUUUGUAAGGGCCGGUAAAGUACUUUAAAGAUGGGGUGUAUAUAAAGUUCGAAAAGCCAAAGAGAUCUACUUCACAAGCAAUGGAUUGCAUGUCAAAAAUGCCUAGCUCUUGUGGUGAAGCUAAAGAAGAAAAGAGCUUUGAAUCUACUGGCAACCAUGAGAAUCAAGAGGCUGGACAGGGUAAAAGUAGAAGAGAAAUAUUGCUGGAGAUGGGUAACUUGAACCAAUCUUCACCACAAUAUAUGGCCUCGGGAAAUGUUAAAAAGGAGAAUGAACUUGAAUCUGCCAAAGCCGAAAUGGGUGAGGUGAAAGAAGAAAAUAAAAGAUUAAAAAUGAUGUUACAGCAAAUUGAAAAGGAUUACCAGUCUCUUCAGCUGCGUUUCUUUGACAUCAUUAAACAAGAAACUCCCAACAACUUUACUGAGUCAUCAACUCCCUCACAUGAUGAAACUGAAGAACCUGAACUAGUGUCUCUUUGCCUUGGAAGAAGUCCAACUGAGCCUAAGAAAGAAGAGAAAGCUAGCAACCCUACCAAAAUCAGUACCAAAGAUGAGGAAUGGAAGGCUAGCCUUUCACUUGGAUGGGACUCUAAUAAGUUUCAACUAUCUACAGAGAUUGUUUCUGAUCCAAGCCCGGAGACAAGUUUGGAAGAAACUAAGCAAGCAGAAGCUGGAGAGACAUGGCCACCAAGUAAGACUCUAAAGACAAUGAGAAAUGGAGAUGAUGAAGUUUCACAGCAAACACAUGUGAAAAGAGCUAGGGUUUCUGUGAGAGCUAGAUGUGACACUCCAACGCUGAAUGAUGGAUGCCAAUGGAGGAAAUAUGGACAGAAAAUUGCCAAAGGAAACCCAUGCCCUCGAGCUUACUAUCGUUGCACAGUUGCACCAGAUUGUCCAGUAAGAAAACAGGUGCAAAGAUGUGCUGAGGAUACUUCCAUCUUGAUCACCACCUAUGAAGGAAAUCACAACCACCCACUUCCAGUUACUGCCACUGCCAUGGCUUCCACCACUUCCGCUGCCGCUUCGAUGCUAUUGUCUAGCUCUUCAAUGUCUAAACCAGGCCUUGGCUCCACAGCUGCUGCUCCUGUACCUAAUGGAUUACAUUUUAAUCCCCUGGAUAAUUCAAGAGCAAAACAAUUUUACUUGCCAAACUCUUCCUCACCCCUUUUCCCAACAGUCACUCUAGACCUCACUACCUCCCCACCCUCUUCAUCCACUCCUUUUAAUAGAUUAUCUUCAAGCUUUGCUUCAAACCCAAGAUUUCCUUCAACAAGUCUAAGCUUCUCAUCCUCACAAUCCAACAUUCUACCAACAGCUUGGGGCAAUGGAUACCCUAGUUUUAACUCAGUACCCUACAACAAAACCCACACUGGGGGGUCCUUAAAUAUGGGGAAACAAUUCCAAGAGCAGCAGCUUUCCUACCAAUCUUAUUUGGAAAAGUACCACCAAGCUUCUUCUCAAGAGACUUUAACAGAUAACCUAGCCAAGGCAAUUGCAUCGGACGCAAGUUUCCGAUCCAUGAUUGCUGCCACAAUUUCAUCAAUGGUAGGAGGUCGACCAACCCCAGGUAGUAACCAAGGUGGAGGGGAAAGAUAAGGCCAAAACAUGAAGUGGGGUGAGCCAAUUCAGGCUGUUUCUACUGAUUCAUUGACCCAAAACGGAAAAGCAUGUGCAUCAAGCUACUUCAACAGAUUGGCUUCAUCCCCUUCCCAGACAUCAGGCUUGAUGCUUAUGCAGCCUCCGUUGCCAUUAUCCAUCUCCAAGAGUACUCCUACAUCUACUUCUGCCAUUGGGGAUCAAAUCAAAUCACCUUGAAUGUUACAAUGGUUGAAGCAUCCUUUUUCUCUUCAAUGCCUUGCAAACAGGCGUUAUUUGCAUAUUUUCUGUUCAUGAAGCUGGUAAUAUGGGACAAGCCAACAUUGCACCAAGACCAUGACAGUAAAAGUCAUCCUUUGAGCAUA